Molecule: messenger RNA, 216 nt
Organism: Suhomyces tanzawaensis NRRL Y-17324
Lineage: Eukaryota; Fungi; Ascomycota; Pichiomycetes; Serinales; Debaryomycetaceae
Exons: 2
Coding region: 1-216 (71 amino acids)
Biological process (GO): protein secretion; intracellular transport
Source: RefSeq, a predicted model, not a curated record
AUGUCCGCCCUCUUCAACUUCCAGUCCCUCCUCCAGGUCAUACUAUUGCUCAUUUGCACCUGCACCUACUUACACUCCACUGCCCCUGCUCUUUUGGACAACAGAAAAUCAGGUGCUUGGGGUGUCUUCUGGAAGUUUGCCCGUAUUGGUGAACGGUUGAGUCCCUACGUGGCUAUCGGGUGCUUUGUGAUGGCCUUCAACAUCUUGAGCUCGUGA